This is a messenger RNA of Kogia breviceps (pygmy sperm whale), 1632 nucleotides long. It is a transcript of the gene MRPL44, whose product is annotated as mitochondrial ribosomal protein L44. The record is from RefSeq and is a predicted model, not a curated record. NCBI's taxonomy places the organism in Eukaryota, Metazoa, Chordata, Mammalia, Artiodactyla, Physeteridae. Gene Ontology annotation, cellular component: nucleus; microprocessor complex; mitochondrial large ribosomal subunit. Gene Ontology annotation, biological process: mitochondrial translational elongation; RNA processing. Gene Ontology annotation, molecular function: double-stranded RNA binding; ribonuclease III activity.
GGAAGGAACAAGAGCAACUGACAGGAUGAAGAAACUUUUCCAGAAAUUCCUGCACCCAAACGCCCAGCAGGCCCAGUUCCCCCAAGAGAAAUUCCCAGGCACGCAAAAACACCAACGUUUGCGCAUGCUCACUGAAACAGCCCAGUCGCCCCACCCGCCGCGCGUUGGCUCCGCCCCGGCCACUCUCUCCUACCCCAGUUCCGGGGGAAUUGUGUUACUGCGACGCUGAGCCGACUUUCUUCCUUCCGCCGUCCGGUGCUUCUCCCUCGCGAUGGCAUCCGGGUUGGUGAGGCUGCUGUUGUGGAGGCCUCGCUGCCUUCUGGCACCGGCCGUACCCGCUCUCGCCCCGCCGAUUCGGGGAGUGAAGAAGGCAUUCCGCGCCGCUUUCCGCUUCCAGAAGGAGUUAGAGCGGUGGCGCCUGCUUCGGUGCCCGCCGCCGCCCGUGCGCCGUUCAGAGAAGCCCAACUGGGAUUACCAUGCUGAAAUGCAAGCAUUUGGCCAUCGGUUACAGGAAACCUUUUCCUUAGAUCUUCUCAAAACUGCAUUUGUUAAUAGCUGCUAUAUUAAAAGUGAGGAGGCCAAACGCCAAAAACUUGGAAUAGAGAAAGAAGCUGUUCUUCUGAACCUUAAAGAUAAUCAAGAACUAUCUGAACAAGGGACAUCUUUUUCACAAACUUGCCUCACACAAUUUUUUGAGGACGCAUUCUCAGACUUGCCCACUGAAGGCGUUAAAAGUCUAGUUGACUUUCUCACCAGUGAGGAAGUUGUGUGUCACGUAGCUAGAAACUUGGCAGUGGAGCAGUUAACGUUGAGUGCAGAAUUCCCAGUCCCCCCAGCUGUGUUAAGGCAGACUUUCUUUGCAGUGAUUGGAGUCCUGUUACAGAGCAGCGGACCUGAGAGGACUGCACUUUUCAUCAGGGACUUCUUAAUUACUCAAAUGACUGGAAAAGAACUCUUUGAGAUUUGGAAGAUAAUAAAUCCCAUGGGGCUGCUGGUAGAAGAAUUGAAGAAAAGGAACAUUUCACCUCCCGAAUCUAGACUUACUAGGCAGUCUGGAAGCACCACAGCUUUGCCUGUGUAUUUUGUUGGCUUAUACUGUGAUAAAAAGUUGAUUGCAGAAGGACCUGGGGAGACCGUGAUGGUUGCAGAAGAAGAAGCUGCUCGAGUGGCACUUAGGAAACUCUAUGGGUUCACCGAGAAUCGCAGGCCCUGGGACUAUUCCAACCCCAAAGAACAUGUGAGAGCAGAAAAGACCAUCACUGCCAGCUAGCCAGCCAGAGAUGUGGAGCCUGAAAUUUGUAAGCAAAACAGCGGGACAAAUGUCAAAAGACGUUCAAAGCUGGACAUUUUUUAAAUUGUAAAGAAAUUCCUCAUACUGAGUUCCUAAAAUUAAACAAGUAUUGAUAUUUAUCAGGUCACUUUUUUUUUCUUUUUAAUCAUUUUUGUUUUGUCAAAAGUCUUUUGUUAUUUUUUGGAUAAAUUUUAACUAAAGUUCUUGAUUUUAUUAUUGUAAAUAUUUAACUUGUACAGUUAGGUGUAUUUUAUUCCCUUCUAGCUUUGAAGUAUCAUAAUCUGAAUAUAUGUUUUAUGUGAAGUUUGCUGUAAUGCCAAUAAAAAAGUUACGCUUUAAGU